This is a messenger RNA of Drosophila rhopaloa, 561 nucleotides long. Its product is annotated as prostatic spermine-binding protein. NCBI's taxonomy places the organism in Eukaryota, Metazoa, Arthropoda, Insecta, Diptera, Drosophilidae. The coding region runs from base 19 to 435 and encodes 138 amino acids. The transcript has a single exon. The record is from RefSeq and is a predicted model, not a curated record.
AAGACCUAAACAUUAAAAAUGCGCUUUCUUGUUGUCGUUGGUCUUUUGGCCUUCUUGGCUGUUGGCCUAGUGGCUGCGCGUCCAACUGAGGAUGAGGAGUCCGCUGUUCAGGAAAAUACCAAUAUAGAUUCUCCCAACAACAAUGGUGAAGAAAACAAUGAUGAACCGAAACAGGAUUCUGCUAGUGAGGAAAACCAGGAGGAUCCCAAUAGUGGCGAUGAUGACGAGAUCAAUGAAGAUGACUUAGAAAUUGAUCCCAACACGGACGAUGAGGAAGAUAACAUCGGGUCGCAAACUGUCGAUGACAAUCAGUCAAAAAGCGACCAGAAGGAGAAUGAAGAUGACUUAGACACAGAUCCGAAAGGAGACGAUGAGGAAUAUAACAUCGAGUCGGACGACCAGGACGAGAAUGCUCCACCCAAGAAGCAAACUUGAACGUAUGUUCCCAGGAUCGGAGCCAAUGGACCAAGGCAUGCCCUUGACUAAGCCUUCUAUUCCACCGUUAUAAAAAUAUGUUUUCUAAAAAUAAAACAAGGAUAUUAAUAUUAAGUGUUGCAAAAA